AUGGCUGAAAUAUACCACAGUGAACAUAAACAUUCUAUAGUGUUUAAAGAAAAAAUUCGUAAAUUAUUUGGUGAGGAAUUAAGAAUAAUUAGCCUAGAAGAUGAUUUUUCAAAUGAUGGUGUAUUGGAAUCUAAUGUCUUUUCAAAAAGUGUUUUACGCUUUCUUGUUGAAAUGAAAAAUGAAAUUGGCACUGGUAGCUGUAAUCCAACUGUCCAAGCUACUGGACCAUGGGUGUGUAUUUUAGAGGCAGUAUAUAUUGAGAAACCCAUUGUAGAUCUCUUGAUGGACUUUAUAUCUCUUAUUUCUACAAACAAUCAAGCCUAUGUGGAGCGAGUGGCACGACUUUUCAAAGCUUUGUACUUGGGAGUCAAUAGGCUAAAAGAGUAUUAUGUAUCGCUAGAUAUACCUACAAAUCGACAAAAUUCAUACCGAUUUUUUUCCUAUCUGAAUCAAUACAAACACCAAGAUACAAUCAUAGAAUUUACAUAUGAAGGAAAACUUCAAUAUAAUCGUAGAACAUACGAACUAUGUAGCAAAAUUGGAAAAGUACCAAAAUUACUCUAUAUUAACAAAGAGAUGGUAAAUGGUUUCUAUAUGGAAUAUAAAAAUGCUAUUGACAAAUUGCAUGAGGAAAAUUUCGAUUGGGCUGGUAAAGAUGAAAUUGAGUGCUAUCUAUCUUUUAUGAAUCAUAAACAUAUUAAUUGGCCACUAGGGGCUGAAGAUAGGAAAAAACUGGAUCAGAAACAUGAUAUUUAUUGGUUGGAGCUGUUGAAAUCUAAAUACUUAGGUGAGAGUGUAGAUCUUGAAUAA
This is a messenger RNA of Racocetra persica, 810 nucleotides long. The record is from the annotation of a GenBank genome assembly. NCBI's taxonomy places the organism in Eukaryota, Fungi, Glomeromycota, Glomeromycetes, Diversisporales, Gigasporaceae.